AUGGAGCUGUUCCGCACUGACACCCAUUUUAUCUUCGUGAAAGAGAGGCACAGCCUCUGGUGCGACAAGUAUACCGGCGAAUUCGCCGCGAAAUCAGAUUGGGAAUGGGCUACGCCGAAGGAUUUAGAAUGUCUGGGAAUGUUUUAUGGAAUAGUGGGGAAAAUUGAACAGACAUCGGUACUGGAACCUCGCUUGAUGCUCAUAAAGGAUAUCACGCCAGCGGGAGAGUUGCACGGUGGUCGUGUUGUUUACAAAAUCAAGUCCAUCGCGUUUCUACACAUUGGCACGGAGAAUACGGAUAUUGGCUUGCUGCCCUGCAAGAAACAUCAGUAUGUGUUGAAGAAGAAAGGGAGCAGCGGACUGUUUGACGUACCGCAGAAAGCAGCUCUGGCGAAGACCUGGGGUACGAUCAAGAACGCCACAAAUACCAUAAAAAAUACUACUGCCGCAUUGGCUACAUCUCAAAUGAAGUCCACAGUGACAAAACGAGGUGUAGUGAAGGACAAAGACAGAUUUGAGAAGAGAAUAUUGGAAGAACUGAAUAAGAUAUUUACCGAAACUGAUUCAUUCUUCUUCUGUCAGACUGGUGAUAUUACUAAUAGCUUGCAGCGACAAUGCGUAUUGGAAUCUCAGCAUGGACAGGACAAUCAAGAUAAGCCAUUGUGGCAACGUGUCGAUGACAGAUUUUUUUGGAACAAAUACAUGUUAUAUGAUAUUAUUAAUCUAAAUACGGAUAAAGCAAACUGCUGGAUACUACCGAUCAUUCAAGGAUAUGUUCAGAUAGAAAAAUGUAUAGUGGAGGUAGGUUUUGAUGAACAACCACAACAAGAGAUAUUUAAUCUGGCGAUUAUAUCAAGGAGGAGUAGGUUCCGUGCUGGAACUAGGUAUAAGAGACGCGGAGUGGAUGAUGAUGGCAAGUGUGCAAAUUACGUUGAGACUGAACAAUUAGUUUGGUAUCAUGAUCAUCAAGUAUCCUUUGUGCAAGUACGAGGAAGUGUGCCAGUAUAUUGGUCUCAACCUGGGUACAAAUAUAAACCUCCACCACGGAUUGAUAAGGACGAGGCUGAAACGCAGGUAGCAUUUGAAAAGCAUUUUGGUGAAGAGCUUACUUUGUACGGGCCUAUUUGCAUUGUUAAUCUGGUCGAACAGUCUGGCAAAGAAAGGAUUAUUUGGGAAGCUUAUAGCAACCAUGUAUUUAAUUAUAAUAAUUCAGAUAUAACGUACACCACUUUCGAUUUCCACGAGUAUUGUCGAGGAAUGCAUUUUGAGAACGUAACUAUUCUGGUUAAUGCAUUGGCUACAAUGCUAGCAGACAUGGGUUACUGCUGGCGCGAUAAACAAGGUAUGAUUUGCAUGCAAAAGGGCGUAUUCCGUGUGAAUUGCAUAGAUUGCUUAGAUAGAACAAACGUGGUGCAAACCGCUCUGGGUAAAGCUGUUAUGGAAAUGCAGUUUUCAAAAUUGGGACUAAUACCACCUGACGGAAUUCUGCCUGCAAACAUAAUACAGACUUUCCAAUCGCUUUGGGCUAAUAAUGGAGACAUUAUUAGCAAGCAAUAUGCGGGAACAAAUGCUUUAAAGGGAGAUUAUACGCGUACUGGGGAGAGAAAAUUUACCGGACUGAUGAAAGACGGCAUGAAUUCCGCAAACAGAUACUAUCAGCAACACUUUAUGGAUGACUUACGUCAGGCGGCGAUAGAUACGCUGCUAGGGAACUCGAUUGAUGUUCACCAACUGAACAACGAUUGGUCACACUAUUUAGAUAUCCUUGAUAAUUGUUGUCUCGAACUUAUACCUAUGAAACCACCAAAUAUACAACUUCAACUUGCUACUCAUCCUGACUUCCUUUAUGCCACUGCUCUAUAUAAUUUAGCAAGAUAUUACUUGAAUCGUUUCAAGGAUGUCUACAGACAAGCGACGAUUGAUAUAAUGUUGGGUAAUUCAGUAAGCGAAGAAGUAUUCCUAGAACGCACGGACGAGGAAGACAACGCGGCAACUGCGAUUCACGUGAAAUUGCUGAUUGAAGACUGCAAAAAAUUACUGAUACCUGACCCGGAAAUUAUUCUAGGCAGUUGGGGAGUUAUCGAUGCCGAUCCUGUUACUGGCGAUCCAACGGAGACGGAAAUGGAUACUAUUUUGAUAUUGACCCGAGAUAGCUAUUAUAUUGCCGACUACGACGAUCAAAUCGAUAAAGUUACAAACUACCAAAGAGUCUUACUGGAUGAUAUCGUCUUAAUUGAAUUCGGUCAACCUGAAAAUAUGGUCUCAUUUUUCAUGAAGAAUAAACAUUAUCACUGUAUUAGAAUCAAUUAUAAAGUAAACAGCGAGUACGGUUACUUUCACAUGUUUCGUAGUACGAAUUUAAGGUUUUUUAAUAACAUGGCGGUUGUGAUUAAAACUGAGGAGGAAAGCAUAGAAUCUUUAAAGGCAAUCUGUGAAGCCAUUUCAGUAGCCAUGGAGAUAGCAAACUUGCCAAAGGUUCCCAUAGCCAUGAAUGUUAUGUUAGAUAAAAGAAAGAGUAAAUUAGUGAAUGUUAAAGGCUCCACCGGAUUGUUGGAUAUUUCAUCAUUUCCAGAACUAACAAGAAACGUAUCUGAGACUCAAUUGCUUGCUUUAAAGACAGCAGGUACAAAAGCUUUAACCAAUAUGUCGGAGCAAUUCAGCAAAUUGAAUAAACUGAGUUUCGGCGCAAGGAAGCCAAUUGAUUUAGCGAAGAGUGUAAGUAACAGACAGACGGAGAACAUAACAAAGCCGAUCUUUACUGUCGGCAACAGAAAUAUCUCAGGUAAUGCAGAAGACAAGAGUAAUAGCAAUAGCAGCAGCAGUAGCGAGGAUAUUGAAAUGACACACGUACCCGUCGAGAAGCCAGCGAAUUUCAGUCACGACAAGCAUUUAAUGGAAGCUUAUACACCAUUGAUUGGUAUUAUUAUGGGUGUGAAAAAUACUAACGUCGUGGACGGUGGUGUUUGUGAGACCAACGUGAACGAGGAAUUAUCCAAGAUGAGACAUAACGACAUGAAUUUAAAUUCAAAACCUGAUGUGGCCAUUGACGCAUUGCAUCUGAUUCCGCAAACUGGAUCCGGCACCAGCACUAUCAGCGCUUCGCCACAAAAGACUACGGCGACUACGCCGGAGAUAACGGUGUACGAUGUAGCGGGCAACAUAGGCGAGGAAAGAGAUCGAACCAUUCGAAUGUCAAGCUUAACGCUUUCUAAGAAUAUCAGUCAUUCGACGGGGGACGUUGAUAAUAAAGCGUUAUCAGCUGGUAUUAAGAGCACUACUCUUCAAACGGAUGGUAGAUUAGAUGACAAGAAAAGAUCAGCCUCCGAACAUGAUUUGACGUUGAGCAUUACGUCGUCCCAGAGCGAAUCUGCCUUAAAAUCCAUAAAGGAAAAUAUCACGAGCGUUACUAGUCCAGUAGCAUCUACAGCCAAAGAUAUAUUGUUGCCGUUCUCAAAAUUUGCAAAAGGUGUUCAAACGUUAGGAGCUAAUUUAGAUCCCAGAAAACUGAAGACAGGUCAUAUAAUGCGAAAUUUGUCAGAACACCAUAUGGAAGAGCGCCGGAAACUUCAAGAAAGAUGGGCCUCUUGUCAAUCUAAACUUAUUGCUUUGUAAACUUUACCUAAAUGACCAGCUUUCUGAACGCGAUUCAUCAUUAAAUAUCAAUUUUUAGAGCUUAUUAAUGAUUGUGUGUUCGUGAAUAUUAAAAUAUUUACGAAUUCAGUAUGUCAGCGAUGCAAAUACUCUUACGCACCCUUAAAAGAAGGAAUAAAGUAUUGAAGCGUUGUAUUAUAGACAGUUUUAUUAUAUAUAGAUUGCAUAAUUUAAUAUGAAAAAAUAUCACGUAGGAAGUAGCAAAUUUUGAUCACGUUUUGUAGAAAAUCUUAUAAAUCGAUCUCACUGCACCUAUUUUCAUAUAUUUUCACAUUUCACAAAUAUAACAUUAUUGAUGUGAAACAUACGAAACAAUUCACUGUAGGAAAGAAAACUGCAUGUUGUGACAAACAAACUAUGACUAACACAGAGUACAAUGUGGUCAAUAUUUAUUCGUAAUCAUAAUUUGACGAGUUAACAAAUACUGAAUACAAACAAUAAUUGACAAACGAACUGAAGAAUUUUGGUAUUGCUAUAGAAUUGUGCUGUUCUUUUAGAACCAUUUUCUUGACAACCCAACAUCUAUAUGUGUAAAAUUUAUUAUACAUCUGCUAAAUUUUUGGAACGUAUUUUUAUUGUUAAUGACAAUUUUUUGAAACAAAUGUAUUUAAUGCGACCAAUCGGUAUCAAAACAGAUAUUGAUACAUAAAUAUUUUAUAACAGGAUUAAACAUUUUAUUCUUAUUGCAUCAUUAAGUCUUGCCUUGUAGUAGUAUCAAGAUUUCAUUUUUUUUAACAGAAAUAUGUUAUAUUUAUUUAAUAUACGUAGAUAAUUCUUUUAUAUCAAACUACAUAAAAUAAAUAACGUAAAAUGCAGAUGAGACGAUUUAUUUAUAUGGAAAAUCAGGGAGAGAAUAAGCUUCAUAGUCAAUUAUGUAAAUACAAAGGAAUUAUUUAAAUAUAGUUUAAUAAAACGUAUAUAUAACGUAUGGGGUUAGUGAUAAAGAUAUGAGUUUGAGAUACAUGGUUACCAAACACAGAACAAAUAUGAUACAUGACUAUUCUAUUCUUGUUAGCUUUUCGAGAAAUAUGUGUUAGAAUUUUUUUAGAAUUGAAUAUAAUAAUAUAACUUUUAAAGUCAAUAAAAAAAAUACAAAUAGAAAAAUUGAAGA
Temnothorax curvispinosus is the source of this 4762-nucleotide messenger RNA. It is a transcript of the gene sp3, whose product is annotated as phosphatidylinositide phosphatase SAC2. Gene Ontology annotation, biological process: phosphatidylinositol dephosphorylation; regulation of endocytic recycling. The coding region runs from base 1 to 3612 and encodes 1203 amino acids. The transcript is spliced from 13 exons. Lineage: Eukaryota; Metazoa; Arthropoda; Insecta; Hymenoptera; Formicidae. Gene Ontology annotation, molecular function: phosphatidylinositol-4-phosphate phosphatase activity. Gene Ontology annotation, cellular component: early endosome; clathrin-coated endocytic vesicle. The record is from RefSeq and is a predicted model, not a curated record.